AUGAAUCUGAUCGUAUUCAGCUUGGGAAAAUCGCAGCAGCCGCCCGCUAACCUGAGAGCCCCGCGAUGGAAAGCGGCGGGACGCGAAGCAAGAGCUUUCACACAAGCCAAGAGCAGAGGGGCUCCAGGGCAGGGGCGAAGCAUCAUCGAGGUGGAAGGAGCCAACCGGGUGCUCGUAGAUCCCGGAAAGGACAGCCAGCCGGCCGAGGUGUGCGGCAUCCGCGAGGGGGACGACUUCGUGCUCCUGGAGGGCCUCGACGAGGUGGAGGUGGACUCGGCCCAGUCUCUGCCGCAGCUCUGCCGACGGGGAGCCGCCAGCCGGCUCCCGGGCGUCCCGUCCCGUCCCGUCCCGUCGAGCUCCGGUCUCGUCCUCGUUCCUCGCCGCCGGCGUCACCCUGCCUCCUCUCUCGGCAACAGGGGCGUCCAGGGGAGGAUUCGCCAGCAGGAGCCACAUCAUCUUCAACGCGUCGGUCAUCAGCCGCAGGCCGCACAGUCACCACAGUCGGGAGGGACUGGGCGCUGGCAGCAAGCUCACCCCGGUGGACCUCGCCAGCCCUGCGAAGGUGUGUCCGGAGAUCACUCCCUCCUCCCUGAGCUCGCAGACUGCGCCUUCUGUCCGAGGGUCCGGCGCUCGUUCAGGGGUCUGCGCUCGCCGGACCCCGUUUGCUUGUGGUCUUUGUGGUCUUUGUGCUGGAUGCUGACGGUCGCCAUGGAGAUCAGGACUCCUCGCUCUGCUGGACUCCAGGGCUUUGGCUUUAAACCUAUGAAGUACUGUUGCUGCCCUGCAUUCAGAAGAGCACAAAGACACCCCACGGUUCGUGUGUGUGUCGCUCCUGCGGCCCCCAGCUGGAGCGUAAGAGAGGAGUUCAGGCGGUGCAGGAAAACCCCCGCUACGCCACCUGCUGGCCCAGACCGCUGCGCUGUGACAGCGACCUGGUACUUCCUGCUGUCCAGCUGCCCCGUAACUCCGCCCCCGUCGCCCCCGCUGCGCCCCAGCUUAGUGGUGACGGUGUCGCCGAACCCCUCGUCCGUCAGGGGGGCGCUCAAAUGCCUCCGCUUCGCCGGCCGUGCCACGGGCAUCCGUGGGCGUGAGCUCCGCUGCUGCCCCCUGCAGGCGGGAGCGCCGCUCCUGCCACGGACCGCCGUUCACCUGUGCCAAGUCUCCGCCCGGACGACAGGGAGCGCAAGUCCUUCCUGCCCCCCCCUGCGCGGGGUGGCGCCGGGGGCGGGACGGGCGUCUCCCUCACGCUCCCUGCCGGGGGUCCGGGACCUCGAGGCCGGCGGGCGGGAGAGGGGGGCCGGGCCGACGGGCGGCACCGGGGAGUGCCCCACCUGCCGGCGGGAACGGGCCAUCCGGCACGGGUACGACAAGUACGUCGUCCGGGCGAACGAGGAGAGGGAGGAGCUCGGCCAGCGGGUGGCGCCGCUGGAGGCCAGGCUGCGGAGCAGCGCUGUUGAGGAGCAGCGUCAGGAGCCUGCGGGGGCCCCUGGGGGGACACGAACCCGUAGCACGGGGACAGCGGCUGUGUGUGAGGAGAGGCUGCAGAGGGAGGAGGAGGAGCUACAGGAGGACUGCGGCGAGGAGAAGGAGGCGCUGGGGGGAGGGGGUCCGCUGCGCUGCAGGGCAGAACUGGAGCUUCGAGACCUGAAGGUCCAGCGGGAGAAGGAUCGGCUGCUGCUUCGCUGCCUGAAAGAGCGGAAGGAGACCCUGUCCGCAGAGCUCGAGGACACCAGGGACGAGUGCGAGAGGUUCAAGGAGAGCAUCGCCCUCGCUGUAGCGCAGCUCCAGAAGGAGAAGGUCGUGGCAGAGAACGCAAGUCUGAAGGAGGAGGUGGAGGAACUGCUGAAUGUGACGGGUUCUAGAAGGUUCUGCCCCGCUCAUCCAAACCAGCUCGCCAGCAGUACGGCGGCGCUCGUGUCACACGAGGGGUCCGAACGCUGCCCGAAAGGUGGCUUCGCAGGAAACUGCUCCGCCCCCCACGGAAGUCCCAGCAGCCCCGUGGUGGCGAACGACGACAACGACGGCGACGGGCUCCUUCGUAUGAAAGACGUCUUCGGACAGCCGUGAGCGACGGAGCGAACCCGGGGACUGGCGCUGGGGUCUAGGCCUGUUCUCCCACCCAAGUAGCAGUCCACACUGUGUCCACGUGCGCGUCACUUGGGUCGCAUGCGUUACUUUGUCCACUGGUGUGUCACGUUGUUCAUGUGUGUAUUACUGCGCCCUUCGGUGCCUUACUUUGUGCACACGUGUUCGUACUGCAGGCCGAUAUUUACUCUCUCGACUUUUUGCUUCCGGUUGCUGCUCUGAGCAACAGGAGGCAAGAGCACGGCCCUCUGCGGGACGUGAUGCUCGUCUCGUAGCGGCGCCGGUGGUUCAGAGAGGACGCCGUGCCGUACGUCAGGAGGACCCUCGUUAAGUGCGGGAUGCAGCUAGACCUGCUGGACUGGAACUGACCGCUGGAAGUGACCUCAGCCCAGAACCCACACCAGCAGUUUGAGAAUUUCAGAUAUUUUAUAAAUUCAGUUUCAGUUUAAACCUUAAUAUCUCUGAAACCCUGCUCUCCAGAGACGCCACCGUUGGCUGUACCUGUACAAAGUGUUCACCUCGAAUGAACCGACAUGACGUCUCAGCUAGUGUUUGGCCAGAGACUCUGAUGCAAAGCGUAAGAAGGUCCUACGAUCCAAUGAGACAAAAACUGAGCUUUCUGUCUAUUUAAAGAAACACUGUUUGCCAUGAGGCAAACCUGCACAUGACCACAAACACACCAUCCCUGCUGUUAAGCCUGGUGGUGGCAGCAUCAUGCUGUGGGGAUGCUUCUUGGCACCAGGGCUUAGAAAGUUUACUGAUAGAGGGUAAAAUGAGUGCAGUAAGUUAAAGGGAAACCAUGGAGGAAAACCGGCUGUAGUCUCCAAGAGAAGUAGGAGAUUAAUUUUACAGCUGGUCUGCGACCCUCGACACAAGGAUGAAGCUAUGCAGGAAUGAGUUAGAAACACGUCUCUGUCCUGGAGUGGCCUGGAGAUCUCAGGCCCGCACUUCACUCCCGGUCGCAACGAGCUGGACAGAACCUGAGCAGUUUUCAUAAAGAAAUGGGCUAAAUUGCAGUGUCAAGAUGUGCAAACCUGGAACAGAUUUCUAUCGAUAAAAUAUAGCUCAUAAAGUGCCUUGACUGAAUAUUGGCUUGUUGGGGUCAAUACUUAUGCACUCGGUUAUUUUGUUCGAUUCUUCUAAUUAAUUCAGAAUUUUUUUCCAGAAAUGCUUUAACACAAAAGACAUUUGUUCUGAUCAGUCACAAAAAAACGUGAUGAAAUGCACUGUGACUCCAGUUUAUGUUAAAAAAAAAAAAAACAUGAAAAAGUUCUGAAAAGUUUGGGGGGGUGAAUGUUUUUUACAAGGGCUGCAAAUGAAAGGACACUUCAGCCCUGAGUGAAUAAAGUGUUAAAUAUUUUCAGUUUUGCUUAUUAAAUGCUGUGCGAGUCUAUUUCAUUACUGUCAUUGUUGCAUGAAUGUAAGGAAGCUGGAAAUGUGGCACCGCUGGUGUGUUUGUGCCGUCCGGCGUCCUGCUAGGAAACCCCCCCACCGCAGCCGGCUCCGGGGUCCACGUGUGACCGUCCGUCGUGUGCCCUGCACCGGCAUCUGAAGGUGACAACUGCCUGAAGUCCCUCUUACGAGUGCUGCUGCUGCUGCCCUCUGUGUCCAGCUGUGUCCAGCUGUGCGUCUCUGCGCUCUUCUCUUUCAUGGCCCGAUUUACAGCCAUAAAUGUGAAAUGCCUCGAAAUGUGCCUCUAAAUAAUGAGAGCGAACGCACCCCAUCCUGGCCGAGUCAAAUCCAUCCGUCCAGGAGGGCGGCUCGGGACCGUCAGGGCUUCGGCGGGACCUGCCACGGGAUGUCGCUCUUGUCUCGCUUCCUGCAAGUCCGUUGCGCGUUUCCCAUCAGCGCUGCGCGGCAGGCGACGGAGCUCACAUCCUGCGUUCGCACGUGUGCGUCUCCAGCCCGAUCCGAUGUCACCGUGA
Molecule: messenger RNA, 4010 nt
Organism: Scleropages formosus (Asian bonytongue)
Lineage: Eukaryota; Metazoa; Chordata; Actinopteri; Osteoglossiformes; Osteoglossidae
Exons: 12
Coding region: 1-2067 (688 amino acids)
Source: RefSeq, a predicted model, not a curated record